GCCGGGUGCUGACGGGUCAUUUGUGGCGAGAUGACGUCGAAGUGUUGUUUGCUGCUGGUCGUCAUGGCAACCGUCACCAGCUCGGUGAUGGCCACCGCCGAGGUGAUGAGCCACGUCACCGCACAUUUCGGGAAAGCUCUCGAGGAGUGCAGAGAAGAGUCAGGGUUGUCGGCGGAGGUGCUGGAGGAGUUCCAGCACUUCUGGCGCGAGGACUUCGAGGUGGUGCACCGCGAGCUGGGCUGCGCCAUCAUCUGCAUGUCCAACAAGUUCUCGCUGCUGCAGGACGACAGCAGGAUGCACCACGUCAACAUGCACGACUACGUCAAGAGCUUCCCUAAUGGCCACGUGUUAUCCGAGAAGUUGGUGGAACUGAUCCACAACUGCGAGAAGAAGUUCGACAGCAUGACGGACGACUGCGAGCGCGUGGUGAAGGUGGCUGCCUGCUUCAAGGUGGACGCGAAGGCAGCCGGCAUCGCGCCCGAGGUGGCCAUGAUCGAGGCCGUCAUGGAGAAGUACUUAGCCGCGGAUAUAAGCGAGUCCUGGCCACGAGCCGCCACAAUGACGCUCCGGCAGUCGGCUACCAUGUCGGUGAGGGUGGCGCUGGUGGUGGCCGCCAGUCUCGUGGUGGUGCAAGCCUCGCAAGAUGUCAUGAAGAACUUGGCCAUCAAUUUCGCGAAACCAUUGGAUGACUGUAGGAAGGAGAUGGACCUGCCGGACUCGGUGACGACAGACUUCUACAACUUCUGGAAGGAAGGCUACGAGCUGACGAACAGACAGACCGGCUGCGCUAUCCUCUGUCUCUCCUCCAAGUUGGAGAUUCUCGACCAGGAACUGAACCUACACCACGGCAGGGCACAAGAAUUUGCCAUGAAACACGGAGCUGACGAGGCCAUGGCGAAGCAGAUAGUGGACAUGAUCCACACGUGUGCGCAGUCGACCCCCGACGUGGCGGCCGACCCCUGCAUGAAGACCCUGAACGUGGCCAAGUGCUUCAAGGACAAGAUCCACGAGCUCAACUGGGCGCCCAGCAUGGAACUCGUCGUGGGAGAAGUGCUGGCUGAAGUGUAACUUCAAUACUCCACAACUCAAGACUCAGAUAUAUUGAACUCAUUUCGCUAUCAAUUUGUUUCGUCAGUCUAAAUAAAGCUUGAAAAUUGUUAAAUAAAAGGUUUCCAAAAUGUCAUCACGACUCGGCUCGUUCAAUGGAUUUGGAUUAGGUUAGGUUGGUAGUGAACAAUCUCGUGGCUCGCCAGCUCGCCAGCUCGCCUCAGAGGGUGUGGGUAGAUGUAAGCAGCAACAUGAUGGACAAUACUGUUCAAUAAACUGUACAUCACUG
Molecule: messenger RNA, 1336 nt
Organism: Spodoptera frugiperda (fall armyworm)
Lineage: Eukaryota; Metazoa; Arthropoda; Insecta; Lepidoptera; Noctuidae
Exons: 6
Coding region: 31-1068 (345 amino acids)
Biological process (GO): sensory perception of smell
Molecular function (GO): odorant binding
Source: RefSeq, a predicted model, not a curated record